Molecule: messenger RNA, 2118 nt
Organism: Musca domestica (house fly)
Lineage: Eukaryota; Metazoa; Arthropoda; Insecta; Diptera; Muscidae
Product: protein phosphatase 1F
Exons: 1
Coding region: 129-1586 (485 amino acids)
Biological process (GO): protein dephosphorylation; negative regulation of protein kinase activity
Molecular function (GO): protein serine/threonine phosphatase activity
Source: RefSeq, a predicted model, not a curated record
GAAAUUUUGUUUUGUGAGAAAAUGCCAAUAGAUUAUAACACAUUCAGAUUUGUAAACAACAAGAAAUUAGAUAAAUUCUAACACACAAAAAGAAAAGAAAAAAGCGACGGCAAUAGUAUUCAAAUGAAAUGACCUCAGAUACAGCAGCAGCACCGAAUACAAAUGAAAUGACAAAAUGCUGUAACACCUCAGAUUGCGGCUAUAUUGCGGAGUUGAAAUCAUUCAUACGUGAUGUCACAAAAGAUGCUGUGGCGAAUGGCGAAACAGGAGGAGGCGCUGGUACAGGUAACGCAGCGGCAAGUAAUGUAGCUGGAAACGGUAUUGGCGAGCUGCGUACACGAAACAACAAUGAAACUUAUCUGGUGAAUGAAGCUGAUGAGCUACAGGCGGAGGUUGCCAUAUAUGUUUGGCAAAAGUUGUGUAGCUGUCCGGAACACUUUCGCAUUGGCUUGAGUCAAUUGGUAAAGAAAGAAAUUCUAUGUGAAUUGAAUAAUACCAAAGUAAGAGAGGAUCUGAUGGAAACCGGCAAACAACAGAAUUCUGCAGAUACAGAAGCUAGAAUAAAAUAUUUUGAUUUGUUAAAGUUACAGAAAUUCAUAGGACAACAUUUGGAUAAAGUACUUAUACGCUUAUCCGAUAACUCCAAGGAAGAUGAUUUAAAAACAUAUGCCGAUUGCCAGGAUUUCAAGAGGAAAUCCACCAAUUUACAGAUUCCACAAUGCGCUGCAAUGCAAAUAAAAAAUAAACCCCGAAAAAUGGAAGAUAGACAUGUGUGUUUGCCAAGGUUUGGUGAAUUAUACGAACUGGAAAAUCCCUACAGCUUCUUUGGCGUGUUCGAUGGUCAUUCGGGUGCAUUGGCGGCAACAUAUGCUGCCAACCAAAUGCCGUUUUUAGUGGCAAAGCAUUUGAAGGAAAUGAAAACUGGUACAGUCUGCCAAACAGAAACCGAUCUCUAUCGGGAUGUACUUGAGGCUAGUUUCUUAAAGGCAGAUUCGAAUUUUGCUCAAAAGUCUUUGGGAAGUGGUACCACAGCUGUUUGUGCCCUAUUGAAAUACAAUAAUAGUAACUUGUCGCCAAAUCACUUGUAUGUUGCUUGGGUAGGUGAUUCCCGUUGUUUGCUUGUGUCACCCACAGUAUCGCUGCAGUUAGUAAAGCCGCAUAAGCCAGAUUCAAUGGAUGAACGGAAACGCAUAGAAUCCAUUGAGACCGGGGGUGCUGUAGUCUUUGUGCAUGGCCAGUGGCGGGUAAAUGGAAUUAUUAAUGUUUCGCGCUCAAUUGGCGAUCAUUCGGUUAAGGCGGUUAUAGCAGAGCCAGAUAUUGUAGAAGUGCCACUACAGUCCUCGCAUGAUUUUUUGAUACUGGGAUCAGAUGGUCUGUGGGACCAUGUUGCCGAAACGGAUAUUGUUAAAUGUACAUACAAAUCUUUGGCCGAUAAACAACAGCAAUUGGAAGAUAUUCCCAAGCAAUUGAUAGAAUUGGCUAAAAAAGGUGACUCGCAAGAUAAUAUCACUGUGAUGUUGGUUUUAUUAAAAGAUCGCUCAAAUAUCGUAGAAAACUAUUUAAAAUCAGUGGAAAAGUCCACGUAAAUGUAUAUUUUUUAACCAAAAGCGAAAAGAAUAGAAACAUAAUGUAUAGAAAAUAUCUAUCACAAUCACUUCCAAUACCAAUUAGGGAAAAAUCCACACCUACACACAAAGCUAAGAAAACGCCACCCCAGUUUUGUUGUAUAUUAGUUUUUUGUGAAAAAUAAUUACUAUUUUACCCAUUGUUUUAUCUUGUAGUUUUUUGUGUAAUACAAUUGAAUAUGGUUACCGCGGACAAGCUUCCCUUGUACACAUAUUCGUUUCGUUGUAACCGCAUUCGAAUGUAGAUAUAAAUGCAAUAUUUAUUAGUAUUAUAAUGCUAUAUAAUACAUCAAUAGCGCCUUAGUUCUUUAAAAUGCCUGUUGUAUAAUUUGUACUCCAAUAUUUCCAUAAUUCAAAAAAAGGUUAACAAAAGAAAAAGCUUCAAUAACAAAUUAUUGUGCCUACAUAAAUAAGUUUACAACAAAAAAGCAACAAAUAUCCAAUAUAUACAACGACGACACCUAUCCAAUUUUUGUAACUAAUAAAAAAUAAA